CGAGUCGCAAGAAGAACAUUUAGUUUCAAAACCAGGUCAAGUCGAUUAUUGUCCAAGAACCACUUACCAACUCCACAAUUAUGAUAAAAAUGAAAUACCUUUGGUUUUUAAUAUCUUUUUUCUUCGUGAAUAUUAUGGCAAAUGAUCUAUCGGAUUAUAAAGAGUGUGUUUGGAAUAUAACUGAUUUCAUCAGGCAAGCAUAUGAGAAGAGAAAUGUAACUGUAGGAGGUAUAUCUAGAGCAAAUGGAUUAGAGCAUAUAAUUGAAAUAAUGGUUGAUGAUGUCAAUAGUAUUUACAAGGAUUUCCGCAAAAUUAAUUGUUUAAUCGCUGUACCGGAACGACCGAACAUGAUCUUUAAAGUACCAGGACCCUACUAUUCUAACAUAUUGAAAAAAGCUAAGCAUUUCCACGAUGUAAUGCUAAAACAAAUGUCAUCUAAAUUAGGAAUUAAAUUGUAUGAAGUAAGAUACCAAAUUUGGGGAACAUUGAAAACCCUUGGAGACGAUAGAAGAGAUUAUGUUAUUCCAGCUUUAAACAAUAUAAUCACGCGUAUAUUAGGUGAACCUGUGCAGAAUGAUGUUGCUUUUACAUUACGGCUGUGUCGUUUCAUGGGAUUAUAUUUGAGUACACAUCUUCCAAAUGCAUACAUAAAAAAAAUUCAGAUUGAACCGAUUUUUGGUACUUGUAUCCUACGGGAUAUAAAUAAAACCAACAGGAGAUACGGGAAAAUUGGUGACGUAUGGUCAGAAUUAAGCUUAGAGGAUGUGAACGUUCCAGUACAGUCAAUUGAGCAACAGUUAAGACUUGGAUUUCCACAAGUUAAGCACUCAUCAGUUGAAAGUGUAAAUUCCUUAGAAAAAUUAAAUGAUUAUUACGCCCUGACAGCAACAAAGCCAUGGCCUUGGCACCGUUUGUAA
Adelges cooleyi (spruce gall adelgid) is the source of this 917-nucleotide messenger RNA. RefSeq lists its product as uncharacterized. The transcript is spliced from 12 exons. The record is from RefSeq and is a predicted model, not a curated record. Lineage: Eukaryota; Metazoa; Arthropoda; Insecta; Hemiptera; Adelgidae. The coding region runs from base 81 to 917 and encodes 278 amino acids.